UUAUGUAUUUUUUCCCCCCUUGUAUCGUCUUUCCCUUUAAGAUGGAUGAAACGUUGUUACAUAUCUCAGUGAACAUUGCUUCAUGACAUCUCUAGGUGAAGAGUCAGCUGAUAGAAAUGUAAGGCUUUCGGUGAAGAUUACUCGGGUAUUUUCAUAGAAAGACUUUGAUUGAGCAGGUUCGGCGGCAGGAAGAGAAGAGAGGGAGAGAGCGAGAGGAGUGUUUCAUUGUAACAACCGAAGUCUAGCCUACAGUACGGUAACUACAGCGCUAUGGAUGUAGACGUGGUGAACAUGUUUGUCCUGGCGGGAGGAACUCUAGUCAUCCCUAUCCUGGCCUUCUUUGCCUCAUUCUACAUGUGGCCUGCUGCUAUCAUCCAUGUCUAUAACUGGUACUGGCGUCGGCGGCUGGGCCUGCAGGUUGUCUACUCUGAGAACAGAGGCUACCGGUUCUGUUACUCCUACAGAGGGAAGCCUGGUCCAGGCCGCCCCUCUAUUCUCAUGCUCCACGGCUUUUCUGCUAACAAGGACAUGUGGCUGCCUGUGGCUAAGUUCCUGCCCAAGCACCAGCACCUGCUGUGCGUUGACAUGCCCGGACACGAGGGCACCAGCCGCACCGAUGCCAGAGACUAUUCCAUAGAGGGACAGGUCAAGAGGAUACGACAGUUCGUGGAGAGUGUCCGUCUGACCAAGAGGCCCUUCCACCUAGUGGGCACAUCCAUGGGAGGAAACGUUGCCGGAGUAUACGCUGCCCGUUACCCCAACGAUCUUUGCAGUGUCACCCUCAUCUGUCCGGCAGGUCUUCCUAACGAGAGUCCGUUUGUGGAGCGUCUGAGGGAACUGGAGAAGGACCAGGAACUGAGUGGUAGCCUGGAUCCCCAGGGCAUUCCUCUGAUCCCCUCUACCCCAGAGGAGAUGGAGGAUAUGCUCAAACUCUGCUCUUUCGUACGCUUCAAGAUCCCUCAACAGAUUCUUCAGGGAUUGGUGGAUGUUCGAGUUCCCAACAACGACUUCUAUAGAGAGUUGUUCAUGGAGAUCGUAGGAGAGAAGUCCAGACACUCUUUACAUGAGAACAUGCAUCUGAUCUCAGUCCCAACACAGGUCAUCUGGGGGAAGCAUGACCAGGUGGUGGAUGUGUCUGGAUCAUCUAUGCUGAAGGAAGCCGUCUCUGGCUGUCAGGUGGACCUGCUGGACAACUGUGGUCACUCUGUGGUGAUGGAGCGACCUCGCAAGACAGCUCAGCUCAUCAUGGACUUUAUCAAUAACCAACACAACACUGGCUCUGGCUCUAACAACACCAAGAAACUCUCCUGAGACUGACUACCUGGAGCUCAGACUUUUAUAGUGCCCGUUUCCCGGACAAGGUUAAACCUAGUCCUAGACAAAGAAGCACUUUCAAUGGGGGUUUGAUCUCCAUUGAACAUGUGUUUCAGUCAGGGACGAGGUUUCAGUCAGGGACUAGGGUUCAGGUUUCAUUCUGGACAAGAUUUCAGUCAGGGUUUCAGGUUUCAGUCAGGGACUAGGUUUCAGUCGGGGUUUCAGGUUUCAGUCAGGGACUAGGUUUCAGUCAGGGGGUUUCAGGUUUCAGUCAGGGUUUCAGGUUCCAGUCAGGGGGUUUCAGGUUUCAGUCAGGGUUUCAGGUUUCAGUCAGGGUCUCAGUCAGGGUUUCAGGUUUCAGUCAGGUACUAGGUUUCAGUCAGGGGGUUUCAGGUUUCAGUCAGGGUUUCAGGUUUCAGUCAGGGUUUCAGGUUUCAGUCAGGGGGUUUCAGUCAGGGACUAGGUUUCAGUCAGGGACUAGGUUUCAGUCAGGGUUUCAGUCAGGAGGUACUAGGUUUCAGCCAGGGUUUCAGUCAGGGACUAUGUUUCAGUCAGGGAGCAGGUUUCAGUCAGGGACUAGGUUUCAGUCAGGGUUUGUCAGGGUUUCAGUCAGGGACUAGGUUUCAGUCAGGGUUUCAGUCAGGGACUAGGUUUCAGUCAGGGACUAGGUUUCAGUCAGGGAGCAGGUUUCAGUCAGGGACUAGGUUUCAGUCAGGGUUUGUCAGGGUUUCAGUCAGGGACUAGGUUUCAGUCAGGGACUAGGUUUCAGUCAGGGACUAGGUUUCAGUCGGGGACUAGGUUUCAGUCGGGGACUAGGUUUCAGUCAGGGUUUCAGUCAGGAGGUACUAGGUUUCAGUCAGGGAGCAGGUUUCAGUCGGGGACUAAGUUUCAGUCAGGGUUUCAGUCAGGAGGUACUAGGUUUCAGUCAGGGACUAGGUUUCAGUCAGGGACUAGGUUUCAGUCAGGGACUAGGUUUCAGUCAGGGACUAGGUUUCAGUCUGGGUUUCAGUCAGGAGGGACUAGGUUUCAGUCAGGGUUUCAGUCAGGUACUAGGUUUCAGUCAGGGUUUCAGUCAGGGUUUCAGUCAGGGACUAGGUUUCAGUCAGGGUUUCAGUCAGGAGGUACUAGGUUUCAGUCAGGGUUUCAGUCAGGAGGUACUAGGUUUCAGUCAGGGACUAGGUUUCAGUCAGGGACUAGGUUUCAGUCAGGGAGCAUGUUUCAGUCAGGAGGUACUAGGUUUCAGUCAGGGACUAGGUUUCAGUCAGGGUUUCAGUCAGGAGGGACUAGGUUUCAGUCAGGGUUUCAGUCAGGGACUAGGUUUCAGUCAGGGAGCAGGUUUCAGUCAGGGUUUCAGUCAGGAGGGACUAGGUUUCAGUCAGGGUUUCAGUCAGGGACUAGGUUUCAGGUUUCAGUCAGGGUUUCAGUAAGGUACUAGGUUUUAGGUUUAAUCUGUGUCCAGGAAACCAGCCUACAGUGAGCGUUUAUCUGUAAAAAAUCUAAUAAUCUGUAAAUUAUCUUGUAAUAUUUUUCUAAUCUAGUCCUCAGGGAAUGAGCCCAUCAACCAGCUGGCUGCUGUUUCAUGCUUGAAUUUGAUUAUAAGGCGAAGGAAGACUGUGUAAAAUACUGGGAUACAAUAUUGUGACAUUGCAUUUAUUUAGUGAUUUAUAAGGACCUUAAUUUAAAAUGUUAUAUUCUUUGUUUAAUUGCCAAUGUGUUACUAACUUACUUACAUGAUUUUGCCAAAACAUGAUUUUAUACUUAAUUUGAGUUUGUGUUACCUCUGAGUCAGCUGAAGGACUGUGGUUGGAAGUGUCUGAGACUGUUCCCGCCUGAAAACACAGGAAGUAAAGGAAGACGCAAACUCAAACUACUAGUUGUUGUUGUUAGUUUGAUUUGUCUUGUUGAAGGUUGGUACACGGUCUUAUUAUUAACCACAGACAACAUAUUACACCUUGUACAUUAGGAACAUAUUGAAGAAAACAUUUGUCAUUGUGUUUUACGAUCAAAUAAAUGUUAUUUAAAACAAUGGAGCUACAAUGACGUACGUUUUUGUAAUAUUAUUAUUAUUAACUUAGUACUUUUUCUUCAAGUGCUGCUAUACCCUGUUAUAUGUGAUAUAACCUGUUAGUAUCGAUGCAUGACGAUAGAGUAUCGAUGCAAUGAGACACAACAGCCAAUGCCUGCAUUGUUUCAAGUUUGCUUUGUUUUGUUUUAGCUGAUGCCAUGUCAUUAAGUUACACUUAGAGACAAAAAAAUAAUAAUAUUUGUGACACUUUUGUUAUCCUUGUACAUGUUAAUGCAUUGUCAAACUCAAUGUUUUUGCUUGUUCACGUAAAGCACAAAAUAAAACUCUUUUCUCAUGCUGACAUGAAA
Messenger RNA from Salvelinus fontinalis (brook trout), 3687 nucleotides. RefSeq names its product abhydrolase domain containing 6, acylglycerol lipase a (gene abhd6a). The transcript is spliced from 9 exons. Lineage: Eukaryota; Metazoa; Chordata; Actinopteri; Salmoniformes; Salmonidae. The record is from RefSeq and is a predicted model, not a curated record. Bases 271 to 1311 code for a protein of 346 amino acids.